Molecule: messenger RNA, 684 nt
Organism: Penicillium waksmanii
Lineage: Eukaryota; Fungi; Ascomycota; Eurotiomycetes; Eurotiales; Aspergillaceae
Product: DUF3245 domain-containing protein
Exons: 2
Coding region: 1-684 (227 amino acids)
Source: RefSeq, a predicted model, not a curated record
AUGUCCCUCUCAAAAUCCGAAUCAGACAUAAUCCUCAACCGAGCAAACGUCGCCCUAUCCCGCAGCCAACGACUCGUGGCAUCAUGGCUCCCCGCCCAAACAGACGACGAACUAGCAUCAACAGCCAAAACGGACGAAGAAUUACAGCAAGAAGAGGAUGCGAUAUUUACCGCUGUGCCUGAGACCCUCGGAAUCGGCGCCCUCUCCCCCGAAAAAGCAGCCGAUGGAAGCUGGAACCGGAAAGAAUUGAGUUCGAACGAUAUAUUGCGGAAACAACUUCUGGGUCGGAAUUAUGAUAAGGUUAUGAAGGCGAAGGAGGGGCAGGUUAAGGCUCAGAGGGAGAAGAAUGCUGCUGCUGCUGCGGCUACAGCUUCGGGAGCGCCGACUGCUACGGUUGCUGCAGGGGCUAAUCUCGAUGAUGAUGACGAUGAUGACGAUGAAGGGCGGGCUGCUAUGGUUGGGAAGAGGAGGAAGACGAAUUCGUCUUCUCGGACCGUGCCUGUAUCGUCAGUCUCGACCUCGACGGCUGUGAAUGGUGCUGUGGGUGCGGAUGGGGAUGUGCAAAGUGCGAAUCAGAGCUCGGCGCCUUCGGGAAAGUCUGCGUCUUCUAGGGAGAGGAAGAAGGCGACGAGUUAUUUGGAUGAGAUUUUGGCUCAGAGGGCUAGUAAGAAGAAGAAGAGGUGA